AUGCCUGAACCAGCCAAAUCCGCCCCGAAGAAGGGAUCCAAGAAGGCCGUCACAAAGACCGCCGUCCUGAAACAGGUUCAUCCUGACACCGGGAUCUCUUCCAAGGCGAUGGGAAUCAUGAACUCUUUCGUCAACGACAUCUUCGAGCGCAUCGGCGGUGAAGCGUCUCGUCUCGCUCACUACAACAAGCGCUCCAUCAUCACAUCGAGAGAGAUCCAGACCGCCGUGCGUCUGCUGCUGCCCGGUGAACUGGCCAAACACGCCGUGUCUGAGGGCACAAAGGCCGUCACCAAAUACACCAGCUCCAAGUAG
Messenger RNA from Xyrauchen texanus (razorback sucker), 312 nucleotides. RefSeq names its product histone H2B-like. Gene Ontology annotation, cellular component: nucleosome. Gene Ontology annotation, molecular function: protein heterodimerization activity; structural constituent of chromatin; DNA binding. The transcript has 2 exons. The record is from RefSeq and is a predicted model, not a curated record. Lineage: Eukaryota; Metazoa; Chordata; Actinopteri; Cypriniformes; Catostomidae. The coding region runs from base 1 to 312 and encodes 103 amino acids.